Molecule: messenger RNA, 863 nt
Organism: Aspergillus campestris IBT 28561
Lineage: Eukaryota; Fungi; Ascomycota; Eurotiomycetes; Eurotiales; Aspergillaceae
Exons: 2
Coding region: 96-863 (255 amino acids)
Molecular function (GO): FMN binding
Source: RefSeq, a predicted model, not a curated record
CACAAAACAAAAAAGUACAAACCACCAAAGUGGCCACCAAACGCCUCACCACCCUCCUCUCCCACCUAUCCAGCCCCUCCCACCCAUCCCCCAGAAUGUCCUCCUCCACCACCGCACCCUGGCGCACCCCCCUCGAAUCAACCCUAACAACCCACUCCACAACCUCCUUCACCCUCUCAACAGCAACACUCGACCCAAAGACAAACCUCCCCGUCCCCCGCUCCCGCACCUGCGAAUUCCGCGGCUUCUUCCCCACCCCGCCGCUGCACCCCUCCGCGCUGCAGGCCCUCAGCGCACAAAAUGUACCCCUCAACCCGGCGAUCUACGAAAGCGAUCUGCUCUCGUUUACGACGGAUGCCCGUAUGGAGAAGACGGCGCAAUUGCGCGAGUCUGGUGGGGCCGUUGAGGCGGUGUUUUGGGUGAAGGGCGCGAUGGUGCAGUGGAGGGUGAGGGGGUGUGCUUUUGCUAUUGGGGGGGGAGGGGAGGAGGAGGGUGCUGCGAGGGAGAGGAUUAUGGGUCGUUUGAGGAGGAUGGGGGAGGCUACGGGGGAAGAUAAGGAUUGGGAUUGGGAGAGGGUGGUGACGGCUUAUUUUGCGAAUAUGUCGCCUGUUAUGCGUGGCUCGUUUACAGCACCACCCCCAGGACAGCCCCGUUCUCAAGUCCCCGCAGACCCAAACUACAAGAUGGGCCAACCACUCGAGGACUUGAAUGACCCAGUAGCUAGGGCUAAUUUCCGCGUGGUGGUCAUCCUGCCCGAUGAGGUAGAGCGGCUGGAUUUGUCGGAUUAUGCGAAUGUCACGCGCCGGCGGUGGACGCUGGGCUCUGAGAGUGGGGAGUGGGUUGAGGAGGAGUUGUGGCCUUGA